Messenger RNA from Fusarium fujikuroi IMI 58289, 213 nucleotides. RefSeq lists its product as uncharacterized. The transcript is spliced from 2 exons. Bases 1 to 213 code for a protein of 70 amino acids. Lineage: Eukaryota; Fungi; Ascomycota; Sordariomycetes; Hypocreales; Nectriaceae. The record is from RefSeq and is a predicted model, not a curated record.
AUGCACCCUGCUUAUACACUGUAUAUCGGGCUUGAAGCUCGUGUGACCGAGUGGAAGAACGACAUGUAUGCGACUGUCAGUAAACGGUUCAGUGCACCCACUGAUGCACAGUAUCAGGUUGAUGAGAAGAAGCCGAUGAUUACGGAGAAGCAAGUUGAAGAAGGGAGAUCGGAGAAGGAAUUGCUGGAACAGAAAUAUGCCAGUCAGAUAUGA